UCUCAAUCAAAACUAACCCAUCCCAAUAGCAACACUAUACACCAAAAAACACACCCUUACACCCUCACCCAAGACACCCACUACGAAAGCUAAGAACGAAGAAAAUUAAAAGACAAAAUGUCCAAACCCACCGCAGCGACAUCAGACACCGCCUUCCGCAAAACCUGGGACAGAGAAGAAUACGCCAAAAAAGCCGCAGACGAAGAAAGCAAACGCAAAGAAGAAUCCAAAGCACGAUAUGAAGCCAAGCUACUCGGCAAAAAAUGGCACGCGCCGGUCGACUACAGCUCUUUGGAGGCCACGACAUCCCGAAAACAGCGACUAGAUGUGGCGUCGAUGGUGGGCAAGACCACGAUUGUGGCGGCUGGGUCAGCGGUGGGCAAGAGAGGCCGGGGAGCCGGUUUCUACUGUGGGGACUGUGAUCUUACUUUCAAGGAUAACUUGCAGCUUGUGGAGCAUUUGAAUAGUAAGCAGCAUUUGAUCGCGACGGGACAGAGUGGCGAAGUGACAAGGGCUACUGUUGAGGAUGUGCGGCAGCGGUUACGGUUGCUUGCACAUCAGAAGCGGGUGCGAGAGGAGGAGGAACGGAGGGCUUGGCAGCUUGACCUCGGGGCUAGGCUUCAAGAAAGGGAGGAGCAGGAGGCUAAGGAACGAGAGGAGAAGAGGAGGAAGCGGAAUGAGAAGCGGCGCAAAGGUGGAGACGGGAUUAAGCAGGAAGAAGACAGCUGGGAGGGUCGGCUGGGAAUCAUCGCAUGAAUAGGUUCUUUUGGUUCGUUUUGGGACGUGCUGGCUUGUACACGGAUGGGUGCUUUAUGGUCGAUAAAAGUUGCAGUAUACCCUCGGCGUUCUGGUUUCGGUCUGGGCAUUUUAUGGUCCUUCAAUUGGAUCUCAAAUCAAGAAAACACGUUUAUAUAUCGCGCUGUUAUUUAGCGAAAUUGCAUGGAAAUAAUAGUUGUACCAGUCGUGAAGAAAAAAAAAAAAAAAAUAUUAAACAAGGAUAUCCAAC
Molecule: messenger RNA, 1006 nt
Organism: Aspergillus pseudonomiae
Lineage: Eukaryota; Fungi; Ascomycota; Eurotiomycetes; Eurotiales; Aspergillaceae
Product: U4/U6-U5 snRNP complex subunit SNU23
Exons: 1
Coding region: 118-756 (212 amino acids)
Biological process (GO): mRNA splicing, via spliceosome
Cellular component (GO): spliceosomal complex; U4/U6 x U5 tri-snRNP complex
Source: RefSeq, a predicted model, not a curated record